Molecule: messenger RNA, 350 nt
Organism: Funneliformis mosseae
Lineage: Eukaryota; Fungi; Glomeromycota; Glomeromycetes; Glomerales; Glomeraceae
Source: the annotation of a GenBank genome assembly
UAUCUCAUAAAAGAAAUGAUAUUAAAAAUUCUAAUAUUCCUUUUAACACAGUCGAUGCUAUUCACUCCUUGAUAGUCAGAAUAGAUGACAUUGACAAUAAACUUGUACUCCUUUCUGAUGAGAUUAGAACUAUAAAAAAUGAAAUUUCUGACGAUGAUGAUAAUGAACUGAUAAUGGACAUAGUCAAUGAACAAACUCAACAUACAUUAAAGAGUACACUUACAUACGAUAAACAACCCUCUAUAGCAGAUUCACCUAAAACUGACAAAGAUACUAAUUUUAAUAAUAAUAGAACACAACAGAAUGAUGGAAUUGUCACUCCUUGUAUAACACAAGUUAAAAGUGAACUU